UGCACGCGUCCGAGCGACGCCAAACAUCCAAAAACGAUACCUGCCGUCCCCCCCCCGCUUCUUAGAACCAGCCGUCCGCAAUCCAUUGCAAGACACCUGAAUUGUUGCACUAUGUGUUGAGAUGGCGAAGUACCGCCGGUUAGAAAAUGAGCAGUCCGCAAUACAUGGCAACACCGUGGCCUCGAUGCGGAAAAACAUCUUGCGUGUCCGAGGGACAUGUGCAAUGCGAGAUGCAUAUAUAAAGGUGCCAGAGUGCGGAGGCAGCGCUUCUCAUGGCCCGCCGCCCGCACUCCGUGGCAAGACCGGGGAGGCGAAUGGGGUCGAGGGGCCGAGGUGGCACGGAGAGAGCCCUCCACCGGGAAGGCUCGUGUUCUCGGUCUUUCGUGCUCGUGCCGCGCGUGCGGGCGGAGGGGAGACGCUGCGCGGGCGGGCGAGCAGAACGGACCCUCUCUCUCUUCGGCCACACGACCGCCCCGGACGAGGAGAAGAGGGGGAGGAGGAGUGAGCAGGGGGAAGGCGCGCACGCGCUGCGGAUCCAAGGCGAUGCUCCAGCAGCACAGGGCGAGCGCUCCCUAAGCAGUCGGAUCCGGCGGCGCAUCCAGCGCCGCCCCUGGCGCGCUCCGCGCGCCAGGACGAGGGGCUUCUUCUUCCAGGAUAACAGCACAGGGAGCCUGAUAGUAGCAACUAAGCUGCUGCUGUUGUUGUUGCUGCAACUUUUCCGCCGCGGAGGAGGCAUCGCAUGUACGACGCGACGCGGGCCGCACCGCCCAAUGUUACCCUUUCUCUUCCUACACCUCCUCCCAUACAUUACGACAAAACAGAAAUCAGCACGUCAGAUACCUGGAAAGAGAGAGACGGAUUCAGCGGCGAGCGUGGGAUAGCGGCGACUGCCAAUUCCAUCCCUCCAUCCCGCAAACGAGCAUCAUCUCACAACCAACUGUCCACAAGCCAAGGCGGAACCCGCCAUGCACUCAUGAACAGGCUACGAGACAAAUGGCACACCAAGCAAACUCAGUCGGCCAACGGAGACAGAUGUUGCAGAUCGAUACUGGCGGGAGCCAGCGCCGCCAAGCACCACUGCGCUGCGCGGAUAAAUGAUUUCACGUGUCGGGAGUCCGCGGGCUGUACAUCCACCACCGCGGGCUGUACAUCCCCCAGUUAGUAGACUGGGGUCAUGAUUGAGGUACUCCCCAAACAGCUUGGGCGAGAAAGAUUUUGAAAAAAGAAAACCGCGUGCGCUGCAUCUCAACAGAGAAUUGAAGUGCUCCCCAAACAGCUUGGGAAAGCUCUAUGAUUGAAAAUUGCGCGCGCUGCAUCUCAGACAGGACAAUAACCUCAAGAAGACGAAGGAUGCGGUCCCAGGCUCGAGUAGGAAAUGUGGGCGGGAUCGAGGUGCGGGAGGGGAGGGGCACAGAGGAAGGAACGCACGAGAGCGGAGAGGAGGACAACCAGCCGAAGCCCUCUCAGAUCGGCAGGAUCCACUCGAGGUGAUUCCCGCUGCGGUCGGCCACGGCAGGCGGGGUGAGGCCGGUCAGGGGUCCCCCCUGGCCCUGCCGGUCAUGUGGAUCAGCAUGGGCCUCCAGCAGCAGGGUCACAGCACUCUGGUGGCCGAACAAGGCCGCCCUGUGCAGAGCAGAGGCGCCACGGAGCGAGGGCAUCGGAAACUCUGCACAUAUCUUCUGGUGUAUGUCCCCACUCCGCUCGAGCAGGAGCCGGAGGACGUCAGUGCCUGUGGAGAAGAUGGAGGCAUGAACCGGGUUUCCCCCAUACGCGUUCAUCGCAUUCACGUCCGCUCGCCCGUCAAUCAACGCUGCGGCCGCCAGUGGCGCGUUUGCGAUCGCGGCCAGGUGAAGAGGCGUGCAACCAUCUGCGUCGCGGGACCCCACAUCCGCGCGAAGCUCCAGGAGCCCCAUGAUGGCCACGGGGUUGUUGCUGUAUGCCGCGUAGUGGACCGCGUACAUCAAACCAUCCAGCUCCGCCGUGGCAUCUGACAUGGGGAUGGCCAAUUUUGAAAGCAUCGCCUCCACUGGCAAAGCGGGCGAAUCCUCGCACAUGCGCGCCCAGCGAGUACUCACAAGCCGGCGAUAUGCGGGCAUGUCCUCACGUUCCAAGAGUCUGUCGGCGAACGUGUUCUCCAACAUGCCGACCACUGUUGCGAGAGUCUCCUUGUCACAUUGUAGCUUCUCCCCAUUAUUGCCAAUGUGCCCGCGCUUGCAACACGUGAAUCGCCCCCGCAACACCGAAGAAGAUGGAUCCUUCCGUGGUCCUCCAAGCAUCGUGUGAUCACGGCGUGGUUUGCCUCCAAGCUCGUCAAGGAUGUAGAUGCGCGCGGCCGUCGUUGCACCGAAGUCCUUGAUGGAGAAAGCAAGCUCCUCAAGACGACACCACCCACGUGAACGCCAACUCCUCAGGUCGCAGCGCUCGCCUGUGUUGGCAUGCGUGCAAGGCGGGGCGACCACCACCAUGAUGGCCGCAGACGUUACGUAGGCUGCUAAACUCUGGAUUGCCAAGGACUGGUCUCGGGUGGAGGCCUGCGGUAUACUCCAGAUGUCGAGCCAACAAAACACCUGAUCUGGGCCAUAUUCAGAUACGGACUGUGACUCUGUACCCUCACGCUGGGGCGCGAGCACGGGCGUCAACGGCGUCGAACUCAUACUGCUGAACUUGCGUUCGAGUUCGCUGGUCCGGUUCUCCAAGCGCUUUACGGUGUCGAAAUCCAUGACGAACUCCUUGAUCAUCUUGAACUGUAUUCCGGUGUGGUCUGGCUCGCCGAAGGCGGUCCACUGGUGAGAAAAGAACAGGAGAGGACCAUCGUCCAGGCGCCACUCGACCAGGGAGCCAGCGCCGAGGAGCUCCUCGUGAAGCCUCAUGGAAGUAUGAGUACUCUCGUGCAGCCAGGAGGCACGGACGGCGUAGCAGGGGAAGAAGCCUGGCAUUCCAGACUUUGACAUCCACCGAGGAGUAGAAACGUCCCAUGUCGACAUGCCACAUGCGAGCGGCACCUCCCUUUCUGCCGCGACGCCCCCGCCACAACUCGCUAGGCUGCAACCCAUUGCUCCUCGUGCCGUGCUGCGGUUCGCUUUGCUGCUUCGGCCGAGCUGGCUUGAACCAACACGGAUACAGAGAGUUGGGCACGCAUGCCUGAACGCGAGUGUGCAAG
Prorocentrum cordatum is the source of this 3160-nucleotide messenger RNA. Lineage: Eukaryota; Dinophyceae; Prorocentrales; Prorocentraceae. The record is from the annotation of a GenBank genome assembly.